Musa acuminata subsp. malaccensis (wild Malaysian banana) is the source of this 4067-nucleotide messenger RNA. RefSeq lists its product as uncharacterized. NCBI's taxonomy places the organism in Eukaryota, Viridiplantae, Streptophyta, Magnoliopsida, Zingiberales, Musaceae. The record is from RefSeq and is a predicted model, not a curated record.
UCUCUCUCUCUCUCUCUCUCUCUCUCGUCACACUGCGCGAGCGAACGAGUCGUUAGGGUUUCUCCGGCCGGAUCUGGUAAUCCCGUGCUCCUUGGUACUAUGGGGUUGUGCGAUCUCUUUCUCUUUCUUGUUGGAGUGCGCUUUCCGGGGUUUGAUCGCGUUGUGAUUGGGGAUCGGACCUGUUUUGGCUAAAGAUUCCAUCUCGGGCUGCGUUCUUGGCAGAAUCGGGCAAUGUGUUUCAGAUCUCUGGUUUUGCUUUAGUUUCCUUGGUAGAUAUUGGGGCAUUUCGGUUGGAACGUUUGCGGCUUGCGUAACUCGUGUGUUUUUAAGCUGGUUGAGCUUGUAUCGGUUCCUGGUGACAUAAAAAAAAGGGGGGUUUCUCGCUUAUGCCCAUUCCUCAGCUUGAUGCGGGACUAUAUUGCGGUUUCUUUCAGAAUAUCAGGGAAUAACCAAGGGCCACUUGUUCUUUGAGUGACAAGAUAAUGGAGGGGGAGAUAGGUGUAGAUGCAUUGCUUGAUUAUGCAAUCUUCCAGAUGUCAUCAACUCAAAACAGUUACGAGGCUCUCAUUUGUAAUGAUGGCAAAAUCGAAAAAUUAGCUUGUGGUCCUCUGGAUCAGCUCACAUUGCAUUUACCACAAGUGAAGGGAUUUCAGUCAAACUCAUCUGGCAAUAGCUUUAAAUUGGAUUUGAGUAAAAGCUUCAAAGGUUCAUCUUGGUUCACCAAGUUCACUUUAGCUAGGUUUUUGCAUAUUGUUAACUACCCUGAUGCAAUAAGAUCUGCCAAUGCAAUUUUAAAUGAGAUGUCCCAGUUGGAGGAUACCAGAAGAUUUCAUCUCACGCACUAUUCUAAGGAUCACCCAGGCCAUUCUGGAGGCAUUACGUCAGGUGGCCACUUGAAAAAUGUUGGAUCAACACAAAAUAUAAAAGUUGAGACAGGGUCAUCAGAUGUGACAAAGAAUGAAUUGUUGCGAGCAAUGGAAUUAAGACUUACUGUCCUAAAAGAAGAGUUAGCGGCUUCUUUCAACCGAGCUGCAGGCGCUACUUUAUCGGUCAAACAGAUAUCUGAUCUAGCAGCAUUUUCACAGCAUUUUGAAGUGAGAGAUUUGAGGGACCCUUUAUCAAAGUACUUAUCAUUGAUCCAAGAAGAUCAAGUGGUUGAAUUGUCGGUUGAAAAAAUGAUCUCGGAUGAUACAAGGAAAGACUCUGAGGUUGUUGCAGAAGAGAUACAUCCCUCAAGUCCAGAGUCCGGUAAAGCAAAACCUCUUCACGUGGGCAUCUCCCCAGCCAAAAUUGCACAAGCUGAGCGGCAGAGCUCGAUAGAAGGUGAUUCUUCUGAGUCUAGUGAUGAAGAUCAGACAAUUACUGAAAGAAGCCGACCUAUUAUGAGAUCUGUGACCCCUAGAAGGUCUGCUUCUCCCAUGCGACGAAUACAAAUAGGAAGGUCUGGGUCUCGCAGGUCUACCGCACUGACCAUUAAGAGUCUCAGUUACUAUCCUGCCAGGGAAAGGAUUACAUUAAACAGGGAUGUUGAUGAUAAUAACAGCGGAGAUGAAGAGGCACAUCAGCCAGUGAAGAAGCCUGAGAAUACAGUGAGAAGGAUGAGCGUCCAAGAGGCAAUUAGUCUCUUUGAAAGCAAACAGAAAGAUCAAAAUUUGGAUGUUCAGAAGAGGAGGGCUUCAGGAGAAGUCUCUCUGAGUACCAACAAAGUUGUGUUAAGGAGAUGGAGUUCUGGUAUGAGUGAUUCUCUGACUUGUUCUCAGGAAAAUGCUUCUGAGGAUGUGUCUCCGAAUAACCAUGCCGAUUUGGUUCCUGAGGCAGGAGACAAUAUAGCGACUGAUGUGAUGGUUGAGUCUAAUAUUUCUCCAGGCAAUUUAAAUGCAACUGCAUCUGAAACUGCUCAGAUCACUGAAUCAUCAGAGACGGAGAUAAUGAUAUCCCCUUCAAAGGAUAGUCCUGCUGAGUUAGUAACAUCCCAAGCUGAAGAAGUGGAUGAUAAAGCGACUAUGUCAGCUGAGUGGAGUAGGCAGAAAGAAGAGGAACUUAAUCAAAUGUUGAUGAAGAUGAUGGAGAGCAGGACUGGCAAAUACCGAGGCACUAAAUCUGGUUCUAGUGGAUCUCUGUCUACCUCAAAUGAGCAGAGAGGUGGUUUUUAUAGUCAGUAUAAGGAGAAAAGGGAUGAGAAACUUCGAGCAGGAAAUGUCAAGAAACAUUCGUCGAUGGAAGCACAACUUAAGGUGUUGCAGGAAACCCUGAAACCAAGCAAAGCAGAAGCUGCCUCAAAAUCUGGAGUUGCUAUCAAAAAGCUUGACUCACCCAGCAAUUCUCAGCGUCCCCGAAGAAAUUCGUCUCCACCGGUGUUACACAAGAACGAAGUUUCAAAAACAGCAGCACCCAGAAAAGCUUCACCGAAAUCAUCACCAGUGCCAACUACACGUGGUUCAUGGUCAUCAGGACCAUUGCAAAAGGCAAGUGGAAACCAACCAGCUAAAAGUUCUCCCAGAGUGUCUUCUGCUAAUAACACAUUGAGCCGCCGGAAGUUCCAGUCUACUUCUCCAACUUCACCUAGCCCCAAAACCGAAAGGCCAUUGCGUCAACCUAAAGGUAAGCCAGAAGCCAAAACUGAUGCUAAGCCAACUAUAAAAAGCCAAGGAGAAAAGAAGCCGAAAACGACAACAAAUACCAACAAAUCUGUGAAAACCAAAGCUCAAUCAGCUUCUGGAGAUGAUUCAGGUUCAGCAACGGCAAAGCCAAGUUUUUACAAUAAAGUUACAAAGAAGAGUAGUGUUGUUCCUUUGGAGGCCAAACCCUUUUUGAAAAAAGGUACUGGGAUUGGGUCUGGUGUUGGUCCUGUGAUAAACAAGACUAGAGUUACUCAGUCUGACAAUUCAUCAAAGAAAAGUGACAGUACUAGUCAAGCUGAAGAAAAGGAGCCCACUCCUGAGACAAUUGAAACUACUGCUAAGGUAUUGGAGGUUGAUCUUGCUCAACAAGCAAAUGAUGUUGAUGCAAAUUUAGUUACUUCACUAGAUAAUGAUUUAAAUCUUGAAAAAACAGAAAAUAUGGAUCAAAGUUUAGCGGAAGUUGAUGAUGGGCUCAAGAACUCUGUAGAACUUCCUGUUGCUGAGAUUCAACCUGAUGAGGAUAUAAGCAUAUCCUCAGCUGCAUGGGUGGAAGUAGAACAUCAGGAAGUUUCCGCUGCAUAUGAAACUGGCCUGUCCAAAGUCUCUGUCUCCACCGCACUUGAACCACCGCUCCUAUCAAGUCCACGUGUCCGACAUUCAUUAUCCCAAAUGCUUCAAGCAGACAACAAUGAACCAGAUAUCAUCGAGUGGGGAAAUGCCGAAAACCCUCCUGCACUGAUCUAUCACAAAGAUGCUCCCAAGGGAUUGAAGAGGCUUUUAAAGUUUGCUCGUAAGAGCAAGGGAGAGGCAAAUGUGACUGGCUGGGCUAGCCCAUCAGUCUUCUCAGAAGGAGAGGAUGACACAGAAGAUUCCAAAGCUGCUAAUAAGAACUUAGAUCAAUCGAGAAGAACUGCCCUUCAAACCAGGAAAUCCAUGCUUGGUGAAGGUUUGCAUGAUGGAAGUUCGAGCAAGAGGACAAUGGAGUACCAUGGAGUUCACAAUGCCUUGGCAGGUUCUGAAAAAUUUCAAAAAGGUCAAGUUUCAUCAACAACCACCUCAACUAAAGCAGCUAGGUCAUUCUUCUCUCUCUCAACAUUUAGGAGCAGCAAAUCGAAUGAGACGAAACCUCGAUAGUCUGCGGAGCCACAAGUCAUAGUGCAGAUAUGUUCCUUCAACUAGCUCCUGUAGGUGUCUUACCUUGGCCAGGUAUAGAGAAGCCAGCACUGGUUCGAGGAAAUGUAUGCUCCCCCACUUCUUUGAUAAUGGGAGAGCCAUUGUGUGUUUUUGUUCGUUCUUUUUGUUGUCUAUGUAAUAUCAUGAUCGCAAGAACAAUUUUAUCACAGUAUAAACUUGAUUUCAUGUGAGGUGAGCAUUGGUACGAUCAGAAUUGAUGUGACUAAUGUAAUGAAUGACAUGCUGCAAUGAAGUCUAUCGUUUUUAUCUGCC